AUGGCACCAUCUUCUCCCUUCAGAAUGAAAACUAGCCAUCAUACUCGGUCCAUCAGCUUGACAUCAAGAAACCACCCUGUCCUUACUCAGUUCAACGAACACCUAAGCAGGCUCGGGGAAACUGAAGCCACAUCUAACUCAUUGUCUUCACUUGGACAUAGGUUGAGUGGCCUUGAGGAUCUGUAUGUUUCUGUUGAUGACUUGAUCCAUCUACCUCACAUUCAACAAUCAUUAACAUCGGUCCAAGAAUCCAACAAGAAAGUAACUGAUGAUGUACUAGAUACAUAUAUCAAGAUCUUGGAUGCCUGCACCACCACCAAGGACAUCUUCUCGCAGGCCAAGCAUGAUGUCCAAGAGCUUCUUUCAUCUAUCAGAAGAAGGAAAGACACAACUGAUGCAUCUGGGAUGUAUUUGGCCUCCAGAAAGAAGGCUAAAAAGGGAAUCCUAAAAUCCCUAAGGGAUCUCAAGAAUGUCAAGAUCUCUGAAGGAGCUGAUCAACUAGAAGCUAUCCGUUUAUUCUACAAUGUCCAAUCUGUUACGAUUUGUGUGCUUGAAUCAUCCUUGUCUUAUGUUAUGGGGACAAGAGCACACUCAAGCUUGAUCUCAAAGAUAAUGAAUAAGAAAUGCAAGGAAGAUAUCAAAAAUGAAUUUGAUCAGAUCAAUGAAGCUUUGGGUGUGCAAGACACUGAGAGCAUCCAUAGACAGUUGGGAAAGAUGGAAUUGAGAAUUCAAGAUAUUGAAGAAGGGAUAGACUGCUUGUUCAAACACUUGAUCAAGACUAGAGUUUCGCUCCUUAACAUGCUUACCUACUAGGAGAUCGAUGAUAUUACAUCCCUCCAUCUACGAUUUUGACACAUCAAUGUAGUUUAAUCUGUUCAUACAUGUACAAAACAUAAGCCUAUACACUAUAAAGUACAGUACAAAUUUU
Molecule: messenger RNA, 928 nt
Organism: Impatiens glandulifera
Lineage: Eukaryota; Viridiplantae; Streptophyta; Magnoliopsida; Ericales; Balsaminaceae
Exons: 1
Coding region: 1-813 (270 amino acids)
Biological process (GO): shoot system development; root development
Source: RefSeq, a predicted model, not a curated record